Zeugodacus cucurbitae (melon fly) is the source of this 963-nucleotide messenger RNA. RefSeq lists its product as uncharacterized. The transcript is spliced from 4 exons. Lineage: Eukaryota; Metazoa; Arthropoda; Insecta; Diptera; Tephritidae. The coding region runs from base 1 to 828 and encodes 275 amino acids. The record is from RefSeq and is a predicted model, not a curated record.
AUGAAUUCCUGGAGUAGUUGGCUUGACAAGCGUCUACGUUCGCCACGGCCCAAUCGGGCUGGUGGCGGCUACUUCCUCACCGGCACCUCACAUUGGAAUGCCGUCGAAACGACGGGCGGCGUACACUCGGCCACCGAAGAGUAUGUCAUCAAGGGCGGACGUGGCCGCAGUUCGUUGGAGGCGAUUGCACGCGCAGCUGUGGCGCCACUAACAACAAGCGCCAGCGCGGCAGCAGCUAGUACAUCUUCAACAGCCACUACCACAACAACAACCAAAAUGAUUGCACCACGCUAUCGUUUUCGCGAUUUAUUACUCGGCGAUUUCUCAUUCAACGAUGAUGGCGAGAGGAGACAUCAAGAGCACACAACUACAACAGCCACACCGGUAAACGACUCCAAUGCAGCAUUUUAUAUUAAACUCUAUGAUUUGGAGUACUUAAGAAACUUCUCGCGUUCCACAGCGAAUCCAAAUAUUUAUUCUUUCGAGCUGCUAAAACCUGUGCCUCAUUUUUUUGUUGACAUUACGCUAAAAGGCCGACGUGGCAACGCCUUCUCCUACAAUAUAACCAAUAUGAAUGGCUGUGCCUUAUUAAAAUCCAUUCCCUCAUAUAAAUGGAUUUUUCAAAUAUAUCGACAAGUUGUGGUCAAUGACAAACAAAUUGAGUGUCCACUUAAAGCUAAAGUGUAUUCUAUACGCGAAAUUAUUUUUCCAAAUCAAACGACUCCUUACUACGGUGUGGGCACUUAUAAGCUGGAAAUUAACAUUAAGCUGAAUAGGAGUAGCAAGGCGAUCAGUGGAUUAGUGUGGCAGUUUACAGUGAGGAAAUAGUUUACAUAUUUCAAAAUAAAUAAAUGAGUACCAUGAAUUCUAAAUAUGAUUUUAGAAAAAUUCUUUUGUUUUUUUCCCGGUUAGAAUUUUUCUUUUUGGACCAUAUCUCAUAUAAGUAUUAUUUAUAACCACUGA